UGCACAGCUCUUAAGUCUCGCGGGAUUUCAGUGCGUUGACUGAAUGCCACGUCUGUUCGAGAGUGAGCAGCAUCUGCUGGUCUGUAUCUUACCGACUGCGCCAAAUAAGCGGAUCGAGUCGUUACAGGAGUCGUGCUGUGACAGCAGCAGCAGGAGGAAUGGGAAGCUUCAUCAGAGCGCUGUUUCUGAUCGCUGUUGUGAUGGCAGUGUGUCAGCAGACGCUCGCUCACUCACAACAUCAUCACGGACACUCACACGGAGACGGCGGCUGCCACGGACACUCACACGGAGGGGUCAAGAUGCAUCACGGGGCCAGCAAGUGGAGCGCAGGAGCCAACCUGCCCCACGCUGAAGAGGAGCAUCACGGACAUGAUCACAGACACACACACGACCACGGACACGCACACACACACGACCACGGAGCAGGGCGAAUGAAAAGCGAUGUGGAAGAAGGGAAGCAGAACAUGCUGGAGCUCUGGAUGCAGGCGAUUGGAGCGACUCUGCUGAUCAGCGCUGCUCCCUUACUCAUCCUCUUCCUCAUCCCAGUGCAGUCAAACACAGACCAGCAUCAGAACCUGCUCAAAGUGCUCCUGAGCUUCGCGUCCGGAGGUUUGCUCGGAGACGCCUUCCUUCAUCUCAUCCCUCAUGCGCUGGCGCCUCAUUCUCCUCUCGGCCAAUCGCACGGGAGCGGCGAGUCACAUGGUCACUCUCACGGUCAUGGUCAUGGUCACAUGAUGUCGGUGGGGCUGUGGGUGCUGGCUGGCAUCGUGGCGUUUCUGGUGGUCGAGAAAUUUGUCCGUCUUUUGAAGGGAGGUCACUCUCACUCUCACUCUCAUGCUGCUCCAAAAGCAAAAGACAGCGAUGACGAUGAUGAUGACAAGAACCGAGAGAAAGAGAAACACGCUGACUCUGAUAAGAAAGCUGUGAAGAAACCCGGCGAGAUGACAUCCGAUAUUAAAGUGUCUGCUUAUCUGAACCUGGCUGCUGAUUUCACUCACAAUUUCACGGAUGGGCUUGCGAUCGGAGCGUCGUUCCUGGUCAGCCCGGCGGUGGGUGCCGUCACCACCAUCACCAUCCUCCUUCAUGAAGUGCCACACGAGAUCGGAGACUUUGCCAUUCUAGUCCAGUCGGGCUGCACCAAGAGGAAGGCCAUGUGUCUCCAGCUGCUGACGGCCGUCGGGGCGCUGGCUGGGACCGCCUGCUCUCUGCUGGCUGAAGGGGUGGGUGCCGCGGCCACCGCCUGGAUCCUGCCCUUCACCGCCGGAGGCUUCGUCUACAUCGCCACCGUCACCGUGCUCCCAGAGCUGCUGGUGGGCCGCUCCAGUGUCUGGCAGUCUCUGCUGGAGGUCCUGGCCCUGCUGCUCGGGGUGGGAAUGAUGGUGCUGAUCGCCGAGUACGAGUGAGGGACACACGGAGCCGUGUCUGAGAGAAGAAGCUGUAAAACCAGUGCUGGGUCACCUGACCUCUAGAGACCAGGAGUGUGUUGAGACGAAUGAUAGCAUUGACCACAGAAACUAAAAAACUGAACGAAUGAGGGAGAGAGGGAUCAGCACUCCAGACCAACAUGAAUGGAUCACGUAAUCAUUUUAGGCACAGGGACCUUCCCAGGGACCAGACGCUUCAGUGUACAGACUCCAAGAGACUUGACCAUUACAUUCCCAAGAUGUACUGUCUGUGUUUGCUGGAGCGCUCCUACAAAUGCUCGUGUCUCAGCAGUAGACUGCUUUUCUAGAAAAAUCAGUUAUGUUAAAUGAUUAAAGCGUUUGGUUUUACUGUUUGCACAAUAAAGGUUAGCGUGAUUCUUUCUUAAGCA
Carassius auratus (goldfish) is the source of this 1813-nucleotide messenger RNA. It is a transcript of the gene slc39a7, whose product is annotated as solute carrier family 39 member 7. Gene Ontology annotation, molecular function: zinc ion transmembrane transporter activity. The record is from RefSeq and is a predicted model, not a curated record. The transcript is spliced from 8 exons. Gene Ontology annotation, biological process: intracellular zinc ion homeostasis; zinc ion transmembrane transport. Lineage: Eukaryota; Metazoa; Chordata; Actinopteri; Cypriniformes; Cyprinidae. Bases 159 to 1403 code for a protein of 414 amino acids. Gene Ontology annotation, cellular component: membrane.